Lathyrus sativus (Indian pea) is the source of this 885-nucleotide messenger RNA. NCBI's taxonomy places the organism in Eukaryota, Viridiplantae, Streptophyta, Magnoliopsida, Fabales, Fabaceae. The record is from the annotation of a GenBank genome assembly.
AUGAUGGAAUCGGAGACAGGAACACCAACCGCGGCGUCAGUGCCGCCGACACCGGAAACACCGGGAGGGCCAUUAUUCUCGUCGGUGAGAAUUGAUUCACUUGAACGCGAGUCUUUUGCAAUGGGGAGGUGCAACAUGUGUAUGCCGGGUGCUAAAAGCAAUGGUUGCAUCGGUGUUCGAAUUCCAAGUAUCUCUCUCACUCAGAAGAUUGGAGCAGAGUUUGUAGGAACAUUCAUACUGAUAUAUGCUGCAACAGCAGGACCAAUAGUGAACAACAAAUACAAUGGAGCCGAAACACUUAUGGGAAAUGCAGCUUGUGCUGGUUUAACAGUCAUGGCAAUUAUUCUCUCAAUCGGCCAUAUCUCUGGUGCACAUCUCAAUCCAUCACUCACCAUUGCGUUCGCAGCGUUUCGCCAUUUUCCGUGGGCACAUGUUCCCGCCUACAUUGCAGCACAAGUCUCUGCAUCCAUCUGCGCUUGCUAUGCUCUCAAAGUUGUUUAUCACCCUUUCCUCUCGGGUGGUGUCACUGUCCCUACUGUUAGUAUUGGACAAGCUUUUGCAACUGAGUUUAUCAUCACUUUUAUCCUCUUGUUCGUUGUCACUGCUGUCGCUACUGAUACUCGCGCGGUUGGUGAAUUGGCUGGCAUUGCUGUUGGAGCAACAGUUGUAGUCAACAUUCUGAUCUCAGGGCCAACGAGUAAUGGUUCGAUGAAUCCAGUUCGCACCUUAGGUCCAGCCGUUGCAGCAGGAAACUACAAACAUAUCUGGAUAUAUUUGGUGGCGCCGACGCUUGGUGCGCUUGCUGGUUCUGGAGUUUACACGCUUGUCAAGCUGCGUGACAACGAAGGUGAAACGGUGCGACCAGUUAGAAGCUUCCGUCGUUAG